Penicillium lagena is the source of this 282-nucleotide messenger RNA. RefSeq lists its product as uncharacterized. The record is from RefSeq and is a predicted model, not a curated record. The transcript has a single exon. NCBI's taxonomy places the organism in Eukaryota, Fungi, Ascomycota, Eurotiomycetes, Eurotiales, Aspergillaceae. The coding region runs from base 1 to 282 and encodes 93 amino acids.
AUGGUCUAUCUAAAUCCGGAAGACAUGACAUUCCCAUACACUGACCAGCGCCAUCUUAUAAUCGCUCAAAUGCCUUACCAGCCCCGGGUUUUCGGGAGAUUUGAAUACAUGCCAAUCGGGAGUACUAUUCUUAGGACAAGGGUCUGUGAACUCAUGCCCAUCAAACUGACUCAGGUUGCGUUCCAGGCCGCAUCGCCCACUAGCAAUUCAGGACUGUAUCCCCAGCUUUGGGCACCCGGCUAUAGUUCGGAUCUUCAGCCCAAGUCGACUCCACACACGUGA